CGUAAAAUGUCAAGUUCGACAGAGGACGUCUAAUCAGUCGGUGUAAAACCACUGGGAUCGCUGGAACGGAACAGAAUAUUGCUUUGAAAACAUGAUGGCCCGAGAAAACUACAGGGAGAAUUCAACGGAACACAAAAACAGCUCCAUCUUGGUUGGAUCAAUCACGUUAUUUUCGGUUCUUUUAAUUAUUCUCAGUUUUCCGUUCUCGUUAUUCGCCUGCUUUCGCAUGGUUCAGGAAUACGAACGGGCAGUUCUAUUUCGUUUGGGUCGAAUCAAGGAGGGAGGACCUGUGGGCCCUGGUAUCUUCUUCAUUAUCCCUUGCAUGGACCAGAUUGUGGUCACGGACCUGAGGACCGUCUCCUUUGACGUUCCUCCCCAGGAGGUGCUCACCAAGGACAGUGUAACAGUUUCGGUGGAUGCUGUGGUCUAUUACCGCAUCAGCAGUCCUUUGGCAGCCGUUUGCAAUGUGGUUGAUUACGCUAAGAGUUCCAAGUUAUUGGCUUCGACCACGCUCCGCACAAUGCUAGGCACUAAGAGCCUUUCAGAGAUCCUAUCGGAUCGUGAAACCAUUGCCAAAGACAUCUUGGCCUUGCUAGACACUGCCACAGAUCCUUGGGGCAUCCAGGUUGAGAGGGUGGAGGUGAAAGACGUUCGACUACCUUUUCAAUUACAAAGAGCCAUGGCAGCUGAAGCGGAGGCGGCACGCGAGGCGCGGGCCAAGGUCAUCGCGGCCGAAGGUGAGCAAAAGGCCUCUAGAGCCUUGAAGGAAGCUUCGGAUAUCAUCUCGGGCUCUCCGUCUGCCUUGCAACUCCGGUAUCUGCAAACCCUCACGAGCAUUUCGGCUGAAAAGAAUUCGACCAUUGUGUUUCCGUUGCCUAUUGAUAUGAUAAGUCAUUUGAUGUCCAAAUAGGCUAAAUGUCUCCGAAUCAAGUUUCGUUCAUCGACGAUGUAUACUUACUUACAUUGUUUACAUCGUGUACAUUUGGCACGAACCCAUUUGAAAGCUUUUUUUCCUUUUUGGCCUCCGCUCUUGUUGUUUGAAGCAUUGUUAAUGUCCGACUUUGGCAUUAAUUUUGCCAUUUUUAUGAAUAAAUUGCUUGAAGUGCCCAAA
Molecule: messenger RNA, 1111 nt
Organism: Tigriopus californicus
Lineage: Eukaryota; Metazoa; Arthropoda; Copepoda; Harpacticoida; Harpacticidae
Product: band 7 protein AGAP004871-like
Exons: 3
Coding region: 92-910 (272 amino acids)
Cellular component (GO): plasma membrane
Source: RefSeq, a predicted model, not a curated record